AUGCAACGGUCGCCCUGGGGGCUUCUGCGGACUCGCCGGCUCUUGGGUUUGUUGAUGCUGUCCCUGCUGGCUCAGGGAUUGGAGGGUGACUACGAGGAAGAGAUUAUGUGUGACAAUCCAGUAGUUCCGGAUGGAAUAAAAUUAAAUGGAUUUAGAGAUUCCUAUACCUAUGGCAACAUUAUUACAUUUGAAUGUAAAAUUGGAUACUUUUUAAUCGGCAGUUAUUUCAUUCGCUGUGAGAAGAACAGUUCUUGGGUCCCUGAAGUGCCAACCUGCAAAAAGAUUUUUUCGAAAAAUUGUGGUGCUCCAGUAAUGCCUAAAGGGAGUGUGCAUCCAUUGCAAUCUGAAUACAAAAUUGGAGAUAUCGUCUUAGUUUACUGCCACCCAAACCAUUCUUUUUUUGAUGGAACCACAAAGAUGACCAUAAAAUGCAAAGGCUACAAUCAGUGGGAUCCUCCUAUACAACCAUGCUUCUCUAGAACAGCACCAGACACUACUGAACUCUAUAUCCAUAAUGGAAGAAUAAUCAAAGGGGAGAAAGAAUACUACAACAUUGGAGAUGAAGUUACUAUUGAAUGUAAUACUGGAUAUAUUUUGAUCGGAUCAUCUAAGAUUAAUUACAUCGGUGGGAAGAAAUGGUUGCCUAAUAUUCCAACUUGUGGUCUGAGUGUUUUCCUGAAACUACUUAUAGCUGGAGGACUUCAAGGACCGAAAUGA
Messenger RNA from Zootoca vivipara (common lizard), 717 nucleotides. Lineage: Eukaryota; Metazoa; Chordata; Lepidosauria; Squamata; Lacertidae. The record is from RefSeq and is a predicted model, not a curated record.